This is a messenger RNA of Mizuhopecten yessoensis (Yesso scallop), 3881 nucleotides long. Its product is annotated as sodium- and chloride-dependent taurine transporter-like. The record is from RefSeq and is a predicted model, not a curated record. The transcript has 14 exons. Lineage: Eukaryota; Metazoa; Mollusca; Bivalvia; Pectinida; Pectinidae. The coding region runs from base 320 to 2056 and encodes 578 amino acids. Gene Ontology annotation, biological process: sodium ion transmembrane transport. Gene Ontology annotation, cellular component: membrane.
UGUCAUUAUGUAUUAGGAUAUUUCAGUAGUUUUCUUAGAUAUCUUUUUUAUACAAUUCGUGUAUUUGUCUUAUGAUGGUCUAUAUAAAUCCAGUGUUUGCUUAAUAUUUUGAGGAAGAUACCAUACUGGUUCCUAGUCUGAAACUCCUUCAUACAAAUCUUAAUCUAAUAUACGCAAAGCUAACAAGGCUCUAGGCCACACAAUGAAGUGCAAUGCUUUUGCUAUGAAAUUGAUGUAAAAAUACGUUUCAGUGUUUCGUUUCGUGAUCAUUUUGGACGGCAGCUUACACUGACUAAUUCGUUCAGACCAACCAGUAGCGAUGGCGAAGGAAGGACGUGGAAACUGGAAUAACUGGUUCGAAUUCAUCUUUUCCUGUAUUGGACUUACCGUCGGAUUAGGAAAUAUAUGGAGAUUUCCGUAUAUCUGUUAUAAAAAUGGAGGAGGCGCUUUCCUGAUUCCCUAUUUCAUCUUCCUCUUCGUCAUCGGUCUCCCGGAAGUAUUCCUGCAGUUCACGUAUGCGCAGUACUCCAACUUGGGACCCGGCAAAAUAUGGGAAUGUUGUCCACUCUUCAGAGGUAUCGGUUAUGGAAUGAUAACACUAACUUGGUUGAUUGGGAUCUACUAUGGCGUCAUCAUCGCUUGGACCCUGUACUACUUUGGUAUGUCAUUCUCGUCCACACUUCCCUGGGCCACGUGUGAUAAUGAUUGGAACACCAAAUCCUGCUACAUCAGGGGAGAUAACUCGACUCUUAAUGGAACAGUUGCUGUGGUCGUGACCAACGUCAGUGAAGUAGCGAAAACCGCAAGGACACCACCUGAGGAAUUCUGGGAACGACACGUGUUGGAACUGACUGACAGUAUCGAUGACCUGGGUUCGAUUAGAUGGCAGCUGGUACUAUGUCUCCUAGCAACGUCUAUCAUAGUCUUCCUCUGUCUGGCCAGGGGCAUUAAAUCUUCCGGCAAGGUUAUGUACGUGGCUGCAACCAUCCCCUACCUGUUCCUGUUAACUCUACUCAUAAGGGGUCUGUUUCUGCCUGGAGCAAUUGAUGGUCUCAAAUACUAUCUGAUACCUAGAUGGGAGAGACUACUGGACUACAAUGUAUGGGUUGAUGCAGCCGUUCAGACCUUCUUCUCUGCAAGUAUCGGAAUGGGAGCGCUCAUCGGUUUGGCAAGCUUUAACAAGUUCGGCAAUAACCACUACAGAGAUGCUAUGAUAGUACCUGCCCUAGAUGCUGUGACCAGCAUGUUUGCCGGCUGUACCAUCUUUGUCACCUUGGGUUACAUGGCUCAUGAAGCCGGCGUUGAUAUAGAAGAAGUCGUGGAUAAAGGUCCUGGUAUAGCGUUCAUGGUCUACCCCGAGGCUCUAUCAACAUUACCCCUUCCUCAACUGUGGUCUGUUCUCUUCUUCAUCAUGCUGUUUACCGUUGGUUUGGAUAGUCAGAUCGUACAUAUACAGCUGGUUGCUGUGGGACUAAUGGACAGGUUUAAGAUAUUCAGGGACCACGAGACCCUCACUAUGGCCUUCCUCAACGCUCUCUCCUUCUUCAUUGGUCUCAUCUUUGUUACACAGGGUGGUAUGUACGUGUUACAAUUGGUCGACUGGUACGUCGCUAGUAUAUCUACCAUGUUCCUCGCCUUCCUGGAGGUCGUCGCUCUAGCCUACUUUUACGGUGUGAAUCGCUUGUAUAAAGACAUUGAGAUGAUGCUUGGUUACAAACCUUGCCCAGGUUGGAAGAUCUUUUGGUGUGUUAUCACUCCGCUUAUGAUCCUGGUUCUGUGGCUCAUUAGUGUGUCCCAGCAUAAAGCAGUGUCCUACGGUAAAAACGCCUACCCUGAUUGGUCUAUAGGCAUCGGAUGGGUAAUAGCACUGGCACCACUCAUUCCCAUACCGAUUAGCGCCAUCUGGACGCUUAUGGAGGGAGAGGGGUCAAUAAUGGACCGACUGCGAGAAUCGGUGAAACCAACAUCUAAAUGGCAACCUGCUGAGGAAUGCAGAGACGACUGGCAAUGUCAGAGACAGACGUUGACAGCCGACAUCGUCAUGCAGCCUAUAUGAGGUGGAAAUUAGACAAGAUAUGCAAAAAGGUGAAUUAUCUAAUCUGUUUCUGUGUUCAAAAUAAAGAAUAACUCGAACAAGGGGAGGAAAUAAGGACAUCGCAAAAACGAAGAAGGUAGUGCGGACGUCAAAAUAACCGGAUCAGCUAUUACGAUGUCGACAGACCUAAAGAGGUCAUAAGGCCCUUAAACCAAAAUGAGAAGGUGCAAGGACCAGUUUGGGUUCCUUAAUAUUAUGAACAGACAUUAUACGUACUGUGGACGAUAAUUAUGAACCAGAGGGUAAAAGGUGACGUCACGCUAACUGUGGACGUAAAAUAUUUUUUCACACUCACCAAAGCAUUUGUGAACUAAAAGAUAUUCUGAGAAAGAUUCGGGCAUUUUGAUUAAUACUUUUAAUAUCAUUAUUGACAAUCGUUAAUACUUUGGACUAAUCAUGUGGCCCUAGAGGUUCAUUUAUGGUUGAAGUGCUAUAAAUCAAAGUCGUGCUUUACUCUCUUAACAGAAAUACGAAAAUAUAUACGACGUGGUAAAAUUUAGGUGAAUUUGGAAAAAAGAUGAUGAUCUAUAACGAUUCAAUUGUUACAAACUAACAAUAUAAUGGAAGGAAGCAUCUAAAUAAAAUUUCACAUGUCGAUGCAAAAAGCUAUGUCUUCUGAUAUUAGGACCACUCAUUUCUGUAAGACAUGUUUUAUCCUAUAACGCAAACCAAAGACAUAGAUAUACACCUAAAUCAAAUUGUGAUUCAAAUCGAAUUUACCAUAAUUGGUAACCAUGGUAACAAUAUGUAAAUUGUUCUUUAUCUAAUUAUUUUAUUAUAAUUUACUGCUGGAUUGCAGUAAAAUAUCAACAUUACCGAUCAUAUUCUUCCAUUAAUGGAGAAUGGAAAGUGCUAUGCGGCGGGAUUUCAGACACAACAGAAAAUCCAUUGCCAAAUCUUUGUUGUAAAAUUCGUUUGUGAGGGUGUUGACGCUGUUAAAGUCACUCAAAGCAGGUGUUCGCGUAUCGGUUGUAAUUACAAUAAUUCUUAUUUGCACUUGUCAUGUCGCAAGUACAGUGAAGUAGACUCACUGAAAUUUAAUGAAAAUAUAUUAAGAUAUUAUAUUAAAUCUGCUUAUGACAUUAAAAGAAAAUCUCAUUGAAGAAUCUCAAAUUUUAAAUUAUUUUAGAAACAAAAAUGUUUUUCUUGUUUUAUUCCAUCGUGAUAUUUACAAAGACAUGUAUAUUACUACCAGUCAAAAAAAUAAUUUUGAUCUCAAAUAUAUUUAUGCAUGAAUCUUAUUCUAAAUAAAAAUGUUAUGAUAUUACUUAUUACAAUCGCUAGAAAUAUAUAGUCAAACGAAAAAGUGGAAAUCACGUUUUGAAAUAUUUUUGAUAGCUAUUUGUUGUCAUUAUAAAAUAUAGUAAAUACUUUAUCAUUUUUUGUCAAUAGAACGGAUGUAUUCGUAAAAUCCGUAUGUAUCAUAGAACGAGAUAUGACAUGAUAAAGUGGUUGCACAUUUGAAGAAUAUUAGACUUUGGAAUGAAGUCAGCUUUCAGAGGUCAAUGUAUUCCUGUAUAUUCCUUCCAUUGGUACGGUUCACAUCUUCCUCGUGUGUUUGUUUAUAACUUCAAAAUGGUUCUAAGUGAGUUAACACAAAUAGUAUUACUGCUAAGCGUACUUAUACGGUAUGAUUCCAUUAAAAUACGUAUCGGUACUUAAGAUGUAUAUGUGUGUGAUACGAAAGUUUGAUGCAUGUACAACAGACGGGUAGUGGGUUUGUUAUGUGUGAGCUUGUGUGUGUGAGAGGGUGUGCGUGUGUGAGGGUGUGCGUGUGUGAGGGUGU